Gopherus evgoodei (Goodes thornscrub tortoise) is the source of this 3039-nucleotide messenger RNA. RefSeq names its product endogenous retrovirus group V member 2 Env polyprotein-like. Bases 1324 to 2709 code for a protein of 461 amino acids. The transcript has 2 exons. The record is from RefSeq and is a predicted model, not a curated record. Lineage: Eukaryota; Metazoa; Chordata; Testudines; Testudinidae.
GGUGUCAUUGGCCCACUCGGGAGGGUGGAAAGCCACUGUGUCUCAAUGAAGCCCCCUGUUAAGGCCUCAGUGAACCAAAGUCCUUCCAUGAUUGAACUCUCAGCGACCUGACAAGCUGGCUUAAAGAAUGGAAUGUAAAGUGGCUGACUAUCAGCUACAGUGCUGGUACCAAGAGGCACUAAUGAGGCCUGUAUGCACCUGGCUAAGGGGGCAGGAUAACAAAUCACAGAAACUAGGAUGAGAUAGUGGUUUAGAGAAGAGUCACUAACAAGAUAGAUUAGUAGGUGCCAGAAGUGAUUUAACUACUUGGGAUAAUUGCUUCUGUAACAGUCACAGGGAAAGAUGGGAGGGGGGAGAAGGGGGCAUGGGGGGUAAUAGAAACGGCUUGGCUAAAGUAUGUAUAAAAAGAGAGAAACUGUUUGUAUCAGUGUGCAUGAUCUGAGACGUGCCUGUCUCCGUGCAUCAGGUUUGCUUUGAGAUCUCAAAUAAACUUAGUCUGCUUCUCCACCUUGGUGUGUUCUUUGGCGUGAAGCACACCGGGCAACGAACACCCCCACUGUUGCUGUCCUCGGGCACCCUGUGUGCUGGCAACAGUUUUGGCGUCCCUGGGUGGGCAUCGAGGCUAAAACUGGCCUUGCCCGGACCCCUCCUGGAGGUCGACGGAUUGCGGCGACGACCGACGCCCAGCGCGCACUGGUGACUUCAUCGGGGGCCUCGGCGGAGACGCGGUGUGGUCGACCCCGGAGGGCACAACGGUGUAACGCGCUUGAGUAGUGGAGAAGCUGCUUCAAGCGACGGUGGGGAACCGGUCCCGUGGAUAAGGUAUACCAAAGAUUUGCAGCCCCUCCCGCUGGAUGCUCCUGUCCACUCCCUGCAGCCAGGUGACUCCGUCCUCGUUCGUACCUGGAAGGACGAGCCUCUCCAAGAGAAGUGGAAGGGACCCCGUACUGUCCUGCUGGUCUCACACACAGCUGCAAAGGUUGAGGGACACAAGCACUGGAUCCAUCACUCUCGUCUGAAAGCAGUGCCUGCUCCUGAACGGUGGACCGUCCAGCCUGCGGAAAACACUGCCAGCGACGAUUUGGGACUUAAGCUGUUGUUUAAAAGACAGUAAGGUCUGCUGGAAAUGCCCUGUGCCCUCUUCGGACAGUCACGGCAUAUUCCCAGCGACCACUCUGAGCAUUGGUUCUGUUUAUUUUCACAGGGCCGGCCUAACCUCGUGGCCUGGUCCCUUCUGUUUUUAAUCUGUUUGCUAUUGGUAAUUGUUAUUUUGUGGGUAUUUGGGGAAUUGUAAUUGUUAGGCCUUACGGUUACCAACCCAGUAUGGAGUUCAGGUCAGAGCUUGCCACAGUAUUACUCCUUGCCAUGGGAGCACUCAUUUUGGUAACUCCUGGUUCUCCCCAGGCACAUGCGGGAUGGAGAGGAAUCCCUAACAAGCUGGAAACAAAUACGUAUGAGGCCCUGAAAGCUUGUUUUGCCCAAGAGUUUAACCUCUCCAACUGCUGGAUAUGCUCCCAAAUCCCACACCAUGCAGUUGGGUUGCCCUGGAGGGUGGUUCCCCAAAAUUGGUCAGAUCUCUGUUGGGGAUGGUUCAGUAGGGGGAAAAACAUUUCGGGUACCCCCUUGUCUCAAAACUGUACAAUUGAGUCCCAGUACGCAUUAAGGGACGACCCCUGGGAACCGCAAGCCAACUCAACGCAUCUCCCUCCCCCUAUUAGGCUGCGGCCAGUGAACCCCGGGUUGGUGUGCUAUCAGCAGUCCAAGUCCAGCAAUCACACCUGGUCCGCUGGGAAUAGCACCUGCCAGUAUUAUCUAUCCCCUGGCAGUAAUGCCUCUAUCCCAGUCUAUGUUAAUGGAAAACCCAAUUCUACUGCCUGGUUCGGAACUUUCAGUAGCUCCCAAACUGAAAGGUGGCAAAGUGGUUAUAAUGGGCUAGUGGGAAAUGGCCACUCCUUUUAUGUUUGCGGUACCUCUGCCUAUAAGUGGCUCCCACAUCGGUGGUAUGGAAGCUGUUAUGUGGGAUAUCUUGCUCCUCCUCUUCGAGUGUUUCCUAAACUGCCCCCUGGCCGCCCCAGGCAUCGUAGGUCUUUAUAUGUCACCCCUGAGCCCAUUGGUGUGGGAGACAGACUCGGUAUGAUCCUCCUCCCCUCUUAUGGGGUGGGACGGCUGUCUCAAAUGUAUCGUAAACUUUCUAUGUUUCUCACCAAGUUUGCUAAUGAGACCCUGGCCAUAGAGAAAAGCCUUAACUCAGAGCUUUACCAGCUCCGAUUGCUAGCCCUGCAAAACAGACAGGCCCUGGAUUAUGUUUUAGCCUCCCAGGGCGGAGUGUGUGCCCUGGUUGGCAGCGAGUGUUGUACUUAUGUCCCAGAAAAUUCACAGGACAUUAACAAACACAUUUUGUCAGCCGAACAGGCUCUCAGCCAUUGGAAGGCCCAGGAAAGGGAACCCACAAUUUUUGAUUCCCUCUGGAAUAGGUUGCCUAAUCUAGGAGGGCUGGGGGAAGGCCUUGUGCGUCUCCUCCUCACAGGUGUGGUCUUGUGCCUGAUCACCCUCCUCCUGAUCGCGUGUUUCAAGCUGUUACUCCGCAAACUCUGUAACCCCCUGACCCCAGAGAGCCCUACAUACCCUCUUGUUGAGAGCCCCAGCUCCAUAGAACUCAAUCACUUCUUGGCUGUAGAGUAUGAGAAAACUCGGCCAAAGGUUUGUUGAGUAUUCUCAAAGGAGGGAACUGUUGGUGUCAUUGGCCCACUCGGGAGGGUGGAAAGCCACUGUGUCUCAAUGAAGCCCCCUGUUAAGGCCUCAGUGAACCAAAGUCCUUCCAUGAUUGAACUCUCAGCGACCUGACAAGCUGGCUUAAAGAAUGGAAUGUAAAGUGGCUGACUAUCAGCUACAGUGCUGGUACCAAGAGGCACUAAUGAGGCCUGUAUGCACCUGGCUAAGGGGGCAGGAUAACAAAUCACAGAAACUAGGAUGAGAUAGUGGUUUAGAGAAGAGUCACUAACAAGAUAGAUUAGUAGGUGCCAGAAGUGAUUUAACUAC